This is a messenger RNA of Caenorhabditis remanei, 903 nucleotides long. RefSeq lists its product as uncharacterized. The transcript has 5 exons. The record is from RefSeq and is a predicted model, not a curated record. NCBI's taxonomy places the organism in Eukaryota, Metazoa, Nematoda, Chromadorea, Rhabditida, Rhabditidae. Bases 1 to 903 code for a protein of 300 amino acids. Gene Ontology annotation, cellular component: nucleus; transcription regulator complex. Gene Ontology annotation, biological process: regulation of transcription by RNA polymerase II.
AUGGCAUCCUGGACGGAUCCAUCUCGACAGUAUCUCAUUACUUCUAUUCGAGAGAGACCAGUGAUUUGGGAUAAAAGUUACUUUGGGGAUUCCAAUUAUCGGGCAAUGAAAAUCUCCGCAUUCGAUGAAGUGACUCGUUCUCUCAACUCAAUGUUUCCAACAAAAUUCACGUGGGAAGACGUCCGAUCUCAAUGGAAAAAUCUGAAAGAUACAUUUGUUCGAAAGUUGAGAUGGGUUCAUGAGGGAAAGUAUAUGGAGGAUGCAAUGAAGGAACCAACUUGGAAAUUCUAUAGAAUGUUGACUUUUCUUGAUGAUAAAGAAGCGAAGAGAUUAGGAGACUCAUGUGAUCAUACUUAUGAACUGGCUCCAGCAACACCGUCUGGAAAUUGUGGAGGACUUGGGCAGAGACAACAACACCAACAAAUCUCUUACGAGCCAACAUCCAGCGAAGAACAAAUGCUCCAAAUGUUUGGAAGUCCACCUGUUCUUACUCAACAACAACAAGGAAUGCAUUCGAGUUCUCAAAUGUCUAAUUGUUCAUCUUCUGGGUCAGCCAUGUCGUCAUCCACAUCUACAAUAGUGACGUCAUCAACCGGAUCGAAACGUGGCGUGCAUUACAGUCCGACAAGGAGUCAAAAUGGAUCAUCUAGUAGUGGUGUUGAAGAAGAAUUAGAAGAUGAUGAUGAACAACCAGAGAGGAAGAAACCCUAUCGUCGCCAAGUGUCAUCAAUCCCCCCAAUGCAAGUGAUAACAACUACUGCUUCUCCGACUCAUCAAGACGAAUUUGAUCAUUUUGGAGCCAUGGUGGCAGCAAAACUAAGGAGAUUAUGCUCUGAACAAGGGAUAAUGGACGCAGAACGUGUCCAACGACGAGUUUAUGAUGCAUUAUUCCGAGAAGAUUAA